UGGUGUCUAAAGAAUGAGUGGCUGACGCACGAGCAACACAAGGAAGUCGCAAUUCUCAAUAUCACCUUUGGCGCAUCGGUGACAAUAAAAGAUAAGGUAAUGUACAGAAAAAUGAAAUGCAUCAAAAGAAUAUCAGUCAAUGACCUUAAUACAACAACUGUAUAUGAAACUACUAAAAACGUUUUUACUAAUAAAAACAAACGUAAUAAAUAUAAAUUCAUAUAAGUAUUAAAUCGAUUAAUAUCAUAAUAAAUAAUGAUGAUUCUUUUUGAAGUAUGAUUUCAAUGAAUAUUUUUAUUUCCGAUGUGAUGUGCUAAUAAUUUACAACAAUAGUUAUAAAGUUGUAAUGCUAAUAGUGUUGAUAUUUAAAUUAUUAUUUACCAUUUUAUUAUUAUAUCAUUGGUUAUUAAACCAAAUAUACCACUGUUUUCUGUUGAUUUAAUUUGCAACCGUCGUGCAAUGAAACGAAUCAUCGCGUGCUCGUGUCUGUUAUUGCAGUUUGGUGGAAAGACGCCUCUUGAUGAGUAUGAUGAUAACGAAUGUAGAGGAUACGAAGAAACCACAAGAAGAGAGAAAAAGACAAAAUUAAAAAAUUUACUUGAAGAACUAUCAAUUCCGUCAGAGAUUUUAGCCAGGGGUCCCGAUGCCGUCAAAGCAUUCAAAGAUGCACUUAAAAACGGUGAAAUAACAGUUGUUAAUUCAAGACUGAUGUUCCUAGGUAACGAGGGUUCCGGGAAAACCUCUUGUGUCAAAGCCAUGCUUGGGAAAGAGUAAGUACAAUCGGAUGUAUUCGAUUUUGUACUUUAUAUCGAUUUACUUUGCUUGCUUUUUUUCAGUUGGUUUUUACAUUACAGUUGUACGUUCG
Messenger RNA from Anneissia japonica, 865 nucleotides. RefSeq lists its product as uncharacterized. The transcript is spliced from 2 exons. Lineage: Eukaryota; Metazoa; Echinodermata; Crinoidea; Comatulida; Comatulidae. The record is from RefSeq and is a predicted model, not a curated record. Bases 460 to 774 code for a protein of 104 amino acids.